Messenger RNA from Sorex araneus (European shrew), 1735 nucleotides. It is a transcript of the gene HMOX1, whose product is annotated as heme oxygenase 1. The coding region runs from base 293 to 1162 and encodes 289 amino acids. The transcript is spliced from 5 exons. Gene Ontology annotation, biological process: heme catabolic process; response to oxidative stress; heme oxidation. NCBI's taxonomy places the organism in Eukaryota, Metazoa, Chordata, Mammalia, Eulipotyphla, Soricidae. Gene Ontology annotation, molecular function: heme oxygenase (decyclizing) activity; heme binding. The record is from RefSeq and is a predicted model, not a curated record.
AGGACCGCGCGGCCAACGCUGGCCACAGUCGGCUUCCAGGCUCCGAGCGCGCACACCGGCCCCGCAGCCCGCGUCCAGGCUCCGAGCGCGCCUCGCAGCAUCCCGACCCCAAGCGCGCCUCGCAGCAUCCCGACUCCGAGCGCGCAUCCCUGCAUCCCGACUCCGAGCGCGCCUCGCAGCAUCCCGACCCCGAGCGCGCAUCCCGGCGUCCAAGCACCGAGCGCGCAUCUCGGCGUCCAGGCUCCCAGCGCACAGCCCCGUGGCCAGCGUCCAGGGACCCCCGCACGGCAGCAUGGAGCACCCGCAGUCCAGCAGCAUGCGCCAGGACCUGUCGGAGGCCAUGAAGGAGGCCACCAAGGAGGUGCACGUUCAGGCGGAGAAUGCGGAGUUCAUGAAGAACUUCCAGAAGGGCCAGGUCACGCCCAAAAGCUUUAAGCUGGUGAUGGCCUCGCUGUACCACAUCUACGAGGCCCUGGAGGAGGAGAUCGAGCGCAACAAGGAGCACCCGGCGUUCAAGCCGCUGUACUUCCCCGAGGAGCUGCACCGCGGCCCCGCGCUGCAGCGCGCCCUGGCCUUCUGGUUCGGCGCGCGCUGGCGCGAGGCCCUGGCCCCGACGCCCGGCACGCGGCGCUACGUGCAGCGCCUGCGCGACGUGGGGCGGCGCGAGCCCGAGCUGCUGGUGGCACACGCCUACACGCGCUACCUGGGGGACCUGUCCGGGGGCCAGACCCUGCGCAAGAUCGCGCAGAAGGCCCUGGACCUGCCGGCCGGCAGCGACGGCCUGGCCUUCUUCGACUUCCCCAACAUCGACAGCGCCACCAAGUUCAAGCAGCUCUACCGCGCCCGCAUGAACACGCUGGACAUGACCCCCGACGUCAGGCGGCGCGUGCUGGACGAGGCCAAGGCGGCCUUCCUGCUCAACAUCCAGGUGUUUGACGACCUGCAGGAACUGCAGAGGCAGGACGCCGAGGACCAGGGCCCCGCACAGGGGUCGGGCCUGCGACAGCGGCGGGCGGGCAGCGGGGGGCCAGGCUCCGCCCCCGCGGACACCCCCAAAGGGAAGUCCCCCGGCAGCCUCCCCCAGACGCCGCUGCUCCGCUGGGUCCUGAUGCUCGGCUUUCUGGUGGCCACGGUGGCCGCCAUGGGCCUCUACGCCAUGUGAGGGACCGGCCCACCCCAGACCAGAGACGGGGGCGUCUCCUGGGACCCCGGGGGGCCGAACCCCCCCGCCUCUCCACGCAUCUCUCUCUGGAAAGGAAGCAGCAUCUUCACGUGUGGCCAGCAACAUGGACUUGUGGGACUGGAUCAGGGGUCCUUCCUGCCCCUACACACACACACACACACACACAUGCUUACACACAUGUUCACACAUGCACACACAUGUUCACACACAUGGUUACACACAUGGACACACAUGCACACAUGUUCACACACAUAGACACACAUGCACACACAUGUUCACAUGCACACACACACACAUGCACAAACACUUGUUCCUGCAGCAGAGCCGAGAAGACCCCGCCCGCGGUAGCAUCUGUCUUGAACCUUCAGACUUUUGGGGUCUCCCUGACCCGACCACUCCCUUGAACCGUCCGUGGGUCGUGCCUGUUUUUAUACAAGCCUGCCUCGAUGUUGUGUCUUCGUCUUGUUUUCGUGGAAGUCCCUUGGGACUAUCAGCUUAGCCCGGGCUGGUAUUUCCUUGUUGUGUUAUGUUGUUGUUUUUUUUAUAGCGGGG